AUGUCUGUGCUCCUCCAUCGCUGGCUCAGGCCAGAUGUGCUCACCAAGAAGCAGAUCUUGGAUAAGCUUCUGCUGGAGAAGUUCAUGAUCUGCAUGCCCUUGGAGCUGCAGGUCUUGGUGAAGGAGAGGCGUGUGCAGAGCUUCGAGGAACUGAAGGUCUUGCUGAGAAAUAAGGAGAAACCCAGGAAAUGGAAGGUCGUCAGCUUCCAAGGGCAGAAAUACCUUCAGGAGAAUUCCCUUGUCCAGAUGGCCGACGAGGAAGUUGGUGACACAGACCACAUGUUGGACUUACCCGUGAAGUCCCGAUCCCCCAUAAGUCAGACGGGGUUACAUCCUGAGAACAGCCAGGAGGUCAAUGGAGAGCUGGGAAACCAGCCAGGAACCAGUGACGUGCUGUGGGGACAGAACUGUGGACCUGAUACCGAGUCAGUCCCUUCUGUUGCUCUCCAUCAGAAGCUCAUGUUUCCAGUGAAUAUGGCUGCAGACCAGGCAUUUUCCGAUGGUCGUGGGCUCCCCCAGGGCAAUCUGGGCUGGGAGCUGCUACCGGCCGGAACGCCCCAGGGAAUCCUCACUGAAGAACAGCACCAGGACUCUGAGAAGGGGCACGGGCUCUUCAGAGCCUUCCAACACUCAGAGGACGCGGACCCCCUUCAUAGCGUGCACACAAUGUCUAGGCUCCUCCAUCGCUGGCUAAGGCCCGAUGUGCUCAACAAGAAGCAGAUCUUGGAUAAGCUUCUGCUGGAGACGUUUAUGACCAUCAUGCCCUUGGAGCUGCAGGUCUUGGUGAAGGAGAGGCAAGUGCAGAGCUGCGAGGAACUGAAGGUCUUGCUGAGAAAUAAGGAGAAACCUAGGAAAUGGAAGGACAUCACCUUGCAAGAGCAGAAGUAUCUUCUGGAGAAUUCCGAUGUCCAGAUGGCCAAUGAGGAAGUCGGUGACACAGACUACAUGUUGGACUUGUCCAUGAAGUUCCAAUCCCCCAUAAAUCAGGCGGGGGUACAUCCUGAGAACAGCCAGGAGAUCAAUGAAGAGCCGGGAAACCAGCCAGGAACCAGUGAUGUGCUGUGGGGACAGGGGCAGAAAGUCUUCUUGCCGGAGGCAAUUUCCACGAAAAAUGAUCUUGAGGGUGUGAGGCCCAUGGAGAAGUUGGUGAAGUUGGAGAAGGAUGUGAUGGAAGACAGGGAAGAGGCAGUAGUACUCACAUCUCCAGAGCCUCCACUUCCCAGCAGUCCUGGAGAUUCAGUGCAGACAGAGGGAGAGCAGAACCCGCCGGAAGGAAUUGGUCUGGAGCGUGUGGAUGCCGGUGACGUACCUCCCACCCAAGUUCCAGAGAUACAGGCUUUGAGUCAGUGUCCAAAGAGAAGAGGUUCUGGGAAACUAGGAGGUGCCCCCAAGAGAAAAAGGGGCAACACUCCCACCCCCCAAGAGGAGCCUCAAGAAGGAGCCAUGUCGUUGGACAGAGAAGUCACCAGACGGCACCGGUGCCAUUCAGUGGGUGCAUCAAGCACCAUAGAGCCAACUGGUCACCCUGUUUGCAAAGUAUCCAGGAGAAAGAUACCGUACAAGUGUCAAGACUGUAGCAAAAUGUUCAGCUACAAAUCACAGUUAGACCUUCACCUGAGGACACACACAGGAGAGAGACCCUUCCAGUGCCUUGACUGUCCCAAGAGGUUCAUUCAAGCCUCAGACCUCCACGUCCACUUCCUCCAAGCCUCAGCCCUCCACGUCCACCAGCGGAUCCACACGGGUCAGAAGCCGUUCUGCUGUAAAGUCUGCGAGAAGAGAUUCACCCACAAGUCCACACUGCGUAACCACCAGCGGGUCCAUACCCAGGAGAAGCCUUACCAGUGCGCCGUCUGCCAGAAAAGGUUUGGCCACCAUGGGAACCUCAACGUCCACAUGCGCACCCACUCGGGCCUGAGACCCUACCCGUGUCCCCAUUGCCACCUGGCCUUCCGCCAACUGGGGACCUUAAAACGCCACCAAAGGACACAUGUCAACAAGGUGCCCUAG
This is a messenger RNA of Myotis davidii, 2010 nucleotides long. RefSeq names its product zinc finger and SCAN domain-containing protein 5B. The record is from RefSeq and is a predicted model, not a curated record. Gene Ontology annotation, molecular function: RNA polymerase II cis-regulatory region sequence-specific DNA binding; DNA-binding transcription factor activity, RNA polymerase II-specific. The transcript has a single exon. Gene Ontology annotation, biological process: regulation of transcription by RNA polymerase II. Bases 1 to 2010 code for a protein of 669 amino acids. Lineage: Eukaryota; Metazoa; Chordata; Mammalia; Chiroptera; Vespertilionidae.